AUGAUCGAUCAAAUCAACGAAGCCAGUGCCAGUAGUUGUAAGUUGGGUUCUGAUAUUUUUACAAAGCUUUAAUUUCGUCUUUCAACAUGAAAUCUACGAUAAAAUUUCUCAACAUUUAAUAACAACAAAAUUUAUUUCAAAUUAAAAAAUUCGAAAUAUAUCUCGAUUCAAAUUUCCAAAGGCUUAUACGACAUUUUUAGCUCGCACUUUUUGGGAAAUUACGAUUCAAAUCUGCGACGAAAAGUUUUUUCUCUUACCGCGUCUCCUAAUUUUCCGUACUCUCUCGUCUACAAAUAUUGUUGAAUAAAUAUUUUGGCGACGCUUUAAAAAAAAAGAACAUUUUCUGAAAUUAGUGUGAGGCCUAUGCCGAGUAUUUAUGCCAAAAUUGGACAAAAUCUCACUUUUUACAUCAUCAUACGUUUAUGAUAAAAAAAUAUAUUUUUUUAAAGUUAAGAUGACUUUUUUAUAGUAUUUAUUUUUACACUUUCCAAAUUUCCCCUUUCGUUGAGAAUUGACACGUACCCGACCCCGAGUACCGCGUGCCCUCCGGUUGUUCGAAAAGCCCUAAGCCUGAUCCCAGUAACCCCCCAAUCUUUUGUAAUGCACUUUCUUCUAAAGGUACGAGCUCAAUUCUUAGACAAAAUAAGCGCUUUACGGCAACGGCAACGAUUCGUAACAUUAAAACAUCACAAAAAACAACUCCUCGCAAGAGAUUAUGCAAUUAUUUUAAUUAAAUUUGAACAAAUUUUGGACCCAUCUCUAAAAAUUAAAGUGUAAAUCCGAUAAAAGAGCAGACAAAAAAUGGUCGGUGUAGGAUGCCUUGGCAUGGAGCUGAGAGGGAUACUGUAAUUUGGCAAUAAAUCGCGGAAAGGUCGAUUUUUUCGAAAAAGUUGGGGUAUUUCGGCUUGUUUUGGCCAAAAAUGAAAUUUUAAAAAUAAAAAUGGAUCAUAAAUCGAUCUUAAACGCCUUUUUCCUCUUCCCCACACCCUUUGGGAUCGUAUGUUAUACUUUAAAGUACUUAAUUAUGCAAAUGCAUUGCUUCGGAUCGAAUUGAUCCUCUUUCUCCGCAUUCUCCUCGGAUUUGAUGCUGAUAAAAGUGUCUUAAACAGUUCAGCAGGCCCUUAAGUUACAUUUUCUAGCACACAAAUAGAGCGGAAGUAAACAGCCAACAAUGGGGAGUGUAAAAUCCCUCUCUUUUCACGUAUUCUGAGGCAAAAUAUGGCCCGGAAUAGCGCCCGAUUAUCCGCGAAACCCGUGAAUCCCAAUCCGUUUACACUUUUGGUUCGGGUACGUACAGUUUUCGGGAUUAGCGGGUAAAAGUUUCGGCCAAAUGUUACUUUGCCGGAGGCAUUUUUCAGAAAUCAGAGAUCAAAGGUUAGAAAUCGCCGGAGGGCAUCGUAAGGGAAAUUCAAAAGAUCAAAAGAUUUUAGUCAUCGUUUUGAGUACACACAUUUGAUCUUGCUGGAGACCUCGGUCUUCAACAUCUACUCUCUUAACGACUCAUCGCAAAUUCGAGCCUUAAUCGUCGUAUCUUCCAUCAAAUUCAAGGUGGAUUUUAAUAAUUGAGAUCCAUGUUUUAAUUGCAAUAUUCUGGACCAAUCUGUUGUCGCCAGAAUUUUCAAUCACGCUAGAAAGCGACUAGUCUCUUCUUUCAGCAAAAGCGAUUAAAAUAAAAUAUGAGAUUUUACAAAAAUUUUAGUCACAAAAUUAUUUUUUAACCAAUGUCUUCUUUUGCAUGAUAGCACCGAACAUGUACUUCUAAAAAAUCUCUGUGUAAUAAUUGAGUUCAAACUUUCAGUGUAGUAAAAACAAGCAAAAUAUAUUCUCAUCGCUUUCGUGAUAUGUGUGGCCAAGAUUAAAUAUGUUACAAUUUGAGGAGUUCCGGUAAAAACAAAAUCCGUUUUUAUGGCCAAGAUGACUAAAAUUAAAAAAAUGUUUUCUUGUGUCCAUACGCAACUUUUUUGGAAUUCUUCUAGUUGUAAUGCAACAGUAGAUACUCGUCGUUACACUAAAAUCAUAUGUUUUGAGCUCAUAAAUUACAUCUUAAUACCAAGAAACCCUUCGAUAUUUUAUUUCCUGGCUGUUGCUCACAUACAAUUAUGGCCUUGGAAAGUAAUUGCACCGUGCAAUUAUCAUCUUUUUCUAUCAUAUUUAUGUCUAAAGGAUGACUAAAAUACUGUGUUCUUUGUGUUUCACAAUUUUUUAACAGUGUUAGACAUGCUUUUCUUUCAUUAUUUGACAUUUAUUUUUGUUGAUACAACCCCUUAGAAUCGCCAAAAUAUGAGCCGUUAAUCGCCCGUACAUCUUCUGACACUCCAAUUAAAUUACUCUGUAAUCCAAAAACUGUUACAAUAAUCGGAGUGGGAUCAAGUUUUGUUCAGGAAAUACCUUUCAAAUAUUAAUGGGAUUAAGCGGAUUAAGGGGCUGAAAACAGUUUGACUCCGCCCUUGGCCGCAGGGUCUGAGACUUGGCAAGAAUUCUGGGAUGGGAGGAGUUUGAUUUGGCAGCACUUUUGGAGGUCAUUCCUGCAAUUACAGGGCUGUUACGACAAAAAAAGGCAGCUAAUAACUUGUCUUUUUAUUUGACUAAAAUUCAAGCUUAACUUUAAAAUUCCUGAAUAAUUCAACAUUAAUCUAUUAUAUUAAGAUCUAUUGAUAGUCCUACUGUAUUGCGGAGGCUAUUUUACACUAAAAAACCUUCAUUUCUUGCUUAUUCUGACCUCUAUCCCCUCUAUCUUCUCCCAAAAAACAUCUUCCCCAACUACUACCACUUUAAAGCGGAGAAUGUUGCAUUUACUGACUUGUAUACGACGUUGUAAGUUCGCGUUCUCUCCACUCACGCGAUUCCCCAUUUAGCGGCGUCUGUGGCCCCAUCUUGGGUGGUCCUGUAUAUGUUUGUAGAUCUCCGUAAAAGUGCAUCAAGACGGGAAAUUGGAGGUUGCCGCUUUUCCCAGCUUGAUGAAUUGCUUGUACUUUUGUUGAUAUUGCGGGGAUUGCGUGAAGUCUACUGUAACGUCGUCUUAUGCAAUGCUUUUUUGUCUCUACUUUUUUGGUAGAAGUCAAAAGUAGAAUAAAUCUGGAGUCGCUUGGUCUUAAAACUUUUAAUUUUCAGCCGAUUUUUAUCCCGAAUCUCCGAACAUGGACAUCGACGUAGUCUCCUUUACCCCCGCCCCCGACAUGAUCUCAAAUCUGGCCAGACAAAAGGACUCCCCCACUCCGAGUUCCUCCUCCAACGGGUCCAACGAAAAAAGAUAUUUCUGUCAACGCUGCCUGAAUCAUCGGCUGGAAUUCCCGAGGAAAGGCCACAAACCUUAUUGCCGGUAAGUUCAAAACGCUAUAGCUAAUUUUUAAUCAUAAAAAACAUAGUUAUUUUUGAUUUCUGAACUAAAAAGCCUUCCAAUUUACUCAUGAGCUUAUUCAAAGUUCUGAAAGAUGUGGAAAAUAUUCAAUUUUUUGGAUUACCGUAUCUUUACGGAUACCAAGUCAAGAUCUGAUCCAAAAAUAAUCCACUUUCCCCAUGCCCGCUCCCAACUUUUCCGGCUUUCGAUAGUUUCGAAAUUCCGAAUUUCCUGUUGCGUAACUGCUCCCCGUUACGCAAUAAUUAUCCCAGAACCCCGGGUUAUAGAAUCUAGAAUGCUCUGGCAUCCUCAAAUUUCUCCAGCCUUUUCUGGAGUGUAUACUUCCGGAUUAAGGAGCUGACGCUCCCAUCUUUCAACAUCAACAAGAUUACAUCUCUGGAAGUGUGAAUGGAUGUAGAUUGCAUUAACAUUUAAUUUUCCCGAAUCAGGAAACGGCUGGUCCGGGUUCUGGCCCCUGGAUUAGCCGUCGCAAAUAGAGGCACAAUAAAAUUAGAGCGGAUUGGGAUAAUUGGGAGACAACAACAAGGAUAAGAUAAGAUGAGGUCGCGGAUAGGGAUAAGGUUGUUUUGGCAUGCGGAGAUCUUUGGAUUCGGAGUGAAUGGGACUAUUAGUUGCUGGGGUAUCCGUCGAUGAUUUCCCCGUCCAAAGUUCCCAAGGAUAAGGUCAGAAAUCAAGGAAUAAAGUUUGUCUGACCGUAUCUUCUGUUUCUCCAUAGACGUUCCAACGAUCGUUUAAAAUUUCGAUUGCGCCUGUGUAACAUUUUCUCAAACUUCCAUUAUAUAUUCUGUGACCUAGGUAUAGCAUAACUGCACACCUUCAGAAAGUGACUAAUUGUUAUCGCAAUUUUUCUCAAGCUUUUUCCGAAUAAUACGAUCGUGUUGUACAAUAGAAAGGAUUUUUCUGUAGGAUUGCAGAUCUUUAAGGUCCAAUUUUAGUCAUUUUUCAAGUCACAAAGACCACACAAAUCUCCAUCACAUGAAGCAGAAAUCUGCUUAGAAUAAGUCUCUAAACCAUUUGCCCUUUUACAAUUUUACUUUAAACAUGUGUUCGCAGUCCUUUCCACUUCGUUUAUUUACACUUUUGUCACAUAACUUGCUCACAUCCUUGUGCCCCAUUGUUUGUUCUCAAACUCCUUUAAUUUGCAUAUCUGCCUGAGGGGAUUAGCGAAUGUUACAAUUACAUAAUCUCGGUCCAUAUUCAAUUAACUGAUUAUUUGCCCCGAGACCUUUAAUCCCUUACACUUUUAUCCCAAUUUGGAGGAUCUCAAUUAAUCCGCGUAUACGAAACAAGGCCCUUUGAGAUUGGAAACUACGUUAGUACGUUUAACAUAGAGUAUGAUAAGAUUACGGACACUUGAUAAGUAGUUCAGUCGGAUUGGAAAAGAUUAGGAAGAAAGAAAUUGGAGAUGACAUAAAAGACGUCAGAAAACGUGAUGACAAUGCGUCUAAUCCGCUCGAAUAUGGACCAUUAGACUCUUAGAAAUGGGAGUUUAGAGAUUAUUAGCCACAGUCUGCGUACAACAGUACAUUAACACGUGUCUGAAACCAAAAGAUCAAGUGCAAUAUACGUUAAAUGUAUUAACAAAUUUUUAAAAAAAAUAUAUAAAUUGUUCGAUUGCAGAUAUGCCAACUGCGAGUGUGAUGACUGCAUUAUGGUGGAAAAGCGGCGGCAACUAAAUAAUCAACUGAGUAAGCGAAAAUUGGACCCAAGUGCGCCAAAGCCAGAGCCCGGCCAGAAGAAAAUUCGGGAUCCAAAAUGCGCGCGAUGCUCGGCUCACGGCAAAGAUCAAGCCCUCAGGGGGCACAAACGAGCGCUUUGCCCAUUCUCGGAUUGCACUUGCAAUUUGGUAAGCCAUACAAAACUUUAAGAUAAAUUUAAAAAUUCUUUUACCAACUGUUAUACAAUCUUUUCAGUGUAAACUUGUGGAAAAUCGCCGAUCUUUGAUGGCUCGGCAAAUAAAGCUCCGUCGAGAUCAACAAAAAGCCCGGAGGGCACAGCAAACUCUGGACGAGGCUGAGGAUGAGAUCAGAAGAAGUAUUGAUCUGGACCUCAGCUCUCCUAUGAGAUCGGAGCCACAGAGGAAACGAUCGAAGCCAUUCGAUCUGGACAAUCUACUCAAGAUCCACAUGAAUGUUGAUGAGAAUAAAAAGCCGGAGGAAAAGAGGAAUGAACAGAUUUCGGCGCCUGUGGCAAUCAGGCCGGAGAUUUCAUUCAGACCCGAGUAAGUGCGGAUUACUGUAACAAAUUCUGAGAUUUCUUUUUACAAAUUAAAUAGCUUUUAACAUAAGUCUUAAUGACUAACAUAAGAAUCUUAUUUGCAGCCUUCCCAUUCAAUUUAUGCCCCUCCCAAUGCUGGAUCACUACAAUAAUAUGAACCAAAGUCCCUCCCCUCCUCAACUUCUUCCCAACUUCCAAUCUCCGACCACUUCCUCUCCUCUCACAACUCAACCAACGACUCUCUUCAACCCAACCCUUCCAAUCAAAGAAGUUCCGGCGCUGAUGAAUCCCUUAACAUCGGCAUCCAGUCCCCUCGGCUCCCCUCUUCUCCCACCCACCAGUUCCAAUCCCUUGUCCAAAUUGAUCUUCGAGAAUCAGCCAAUAAUGCCUCCGGCGAGUACGGUUGUCCCAUCGGCUCCAGUGGAAUGGUUCCGUCAAAAUCCGAGUGUUUGGAGCAAGGAGACGCCCGAGUUCAAUGCGACCGGCUUGCCUGAUGUGGUGCCCAUCUCGACCGCCCUGCUCCAGCAACUCUUCUCGUUGGCCGCCAAGAACCUAUAA
Molecule: messenger RNA, 6133 nt
Organism: Bursaphelenchus xylophilus (pine wood nematode)
Lineage: Eukaryota; Metazoa; Nematoda; Chromadorea; Rhabditida; Aphelenchoididae
Source: the annotation of a GenBank genome assembly